GCGCGGCCGAGGGGGUGCGGCGGGCAUUGGGGUGGUGGUGGUGGUAGGAGAGGCCGGGCGGGCGAACGGGCAAUGAAUGAAUCCCGGGCACUGCGGACAGCGUCCUGAAGCUCACCGCAGCGGGACUGCGCGCUUCCUUCUCCGGGACCCGCACCCCCUCCUAAGCCCCGAGUACCCCGGACCCCUUCGGAGUCGGGCGGCGCCCCAGAUCCAGGCUGGGGUGCGGGAUGGGGACGUGCCGGAGAGUUUGUUAUUGUUUGCAGACAUGUGACAGGCGUGCGAGCCGCGCUGCGGGCUGCGGUUGUGAAAAGACACGGAUUGCUCUCCUCCAACACACACACACACACACACACACACACACACACACGCACGCACGCACGCACCCGGCUGGCUUUGUAGGGGCUCAAGAGGUCGGGGUUCUCCAGGGAGCCAGGCUGAGGGGACGGGGAGCAGCCCAGUGGCGGCCCACCCCCCCGCGGACGGAUGUUCCUGGCUGCGGGGGUUUGGGGGUCCUGGGGAGCGAGGCCCAAGCCUGCGGCAGGCAGGGCUGAUGAGGAGCCCAAGGUCGAGUGGGGGGCACGCAGGGCCAAGGAGAACGCAGGUCCCCGAGGACGUGACAGGGCAGGGCUUGAGUCUCCGGGCAGGUCGGGGCAGCGGGUCCCAGGGCGCGGGCGGCGCGCCGGGCUUGCAGUGGCUCGGGACGGACCGCUGGGUAACCCCCUGUCAAAGCGGUGUCCCGCCGUCUGCAGGAGGCUGGCAGGACGUGCGGGUGUGCUAACUUGGAGCCCACCCCCCAACCCCCGCUGCACCGCACCCUAAUUUAGGGGCUUCUGGUGUUCUCCGGCACGCACACUCUGCUCCCCUAAGACGUUGAGUGACUUGUGCUGGGAGUUUGAAUUUGGCCUUUGAAGUUUGCAAUCAGCCGAGUGGUUGCCGGAGCCAGGACCGGAUGUGUCAGCCAUUCAGUUUGAAAGCGGUGGUGACGGCUCCCCCAGCACCAACGGCGUGACCCGGGGGUGGGGGGAUCCCGGUGCGGGCACGGGGGGGCUGCCUGCUCGGGGGCAGCUGCGGGGCCGCCCCCCACUCUCUCCCCCGGUGCGGUGGGCUGGGGCUCCGGGGAGUCUUCCGGUGCGUGCGUGCAGAGGACGAUCCGUGGGAGGUACUUUAGUCCAACGGUUCCUUGGCCUCGCCCUGUCUGGGCUCCUGGGAGUUUUUCUGCGGAAGAAAAUGACUUUAAGUGUGACAGCCGUAAGCCUUGAUCUUUACAGAAAUCUGACUGUCGCGAGAUGGAGAAUAAAGAAACUCUGAAAGGCCUGCACAAGAUGGACGAUCGCCCCGAAGAGCGAAUGAUCAGGGAGAAGCUGAAGGCAACCUGCAUGCCUGCCUGGAAGCACGAGUGGCUGGAGAGGAGGAAUAGGCGGGGCCCAGUGGUGGUGAAACCAAUCCCUAUUAAAGGAGAUGGAUCCGAAGUGGGUGGCCUGGCCGCUGAGUGUCCAGGAGAGAGCCAGGCAGGCAGCCCCUGUCCGGUCCCUAAAGGCCGCCGGAGCCCGUCUCCGGGCGGCUCCCCGUCUGGUCGCACCGUCAAGUCCGAGUCGCCAGGAGUGAGGAGGAAGCGAGUUUCCCCCGUGCCCUUUCAGAGUGGCAGAAUCACUCCGCCCCGAAGAGCCCCGUCCCCCGAUGGCUUCUCCCCGUACAGUCCCGAGGAAACGAGCCGCCGCGUGAACAAGGUGAUGCGGGCCCGGCUGUACUUGCUGCAGCAAAUAGGACCCAACUCCUUCCUGAUCGGCGGCGACAGCCCAGACAAUAAAUACCGCGUGUUCAUUGGCCCACAGAACUGCAGCUGUGGGCGUGGAACAUUCUGCAUUCAUCUGUUAUUUGUUAUGCUCCGGGUAUUUCAACUAGAACCUUCAGACCCAAUGUUAUGGAGGAAAACCUUAAAGAAUUUUGAGGUUGAGAGUUUGUUCCAGAAAUAUCACAGUAGACGUAGCUCAAGGAUCAAAGCCCCAUCUCGUAACACCAUCCAGAAGUUUGUGUCACGCAUGUCAAAUUCUCAUACAUUGUCAUCAUCUAGUACUUCUACAUCUAGUUCAGAAAACAGCAUGAAGGACGAAGAGGAGCAGAUGUGUCCUAUCUGCUUGCUGGGCAUGCUGGACGAGGAGAGCCUGACGGUGUGUGAGGAGGGCUGCAGGAACAAGCUGCACCACCACUGCAUGUCCAUCUGGGCAGAAGAAUGUAGAAGAAAUAGAGAGCCUUUAAUAUGUCCCCUGUGUAGGUCUAAGUGGCGAUCCCAUGAUUUCUACAGCCACGAAUUGUCAAGCCCUGUGGACUCCCCUUCCUCCCUGCGAACCUCACAGCCCAUCCACCAGCCACCCUUGGGUGGGUCACAGAGAAGGAACCAGGAGAGCAACUUGAACCUUACCCACUACGGAGCUCAGCAGAUUCCACCUGCUUACAAAGAUGUAGCUGAGCCCUGGAUUCAGGUGUUUGGAAUGGAACUAGUUGGCUGCUUAUUUUCUCGAAACUGGAAUGUCAGAGAGAUGGCCCUCAGGCGUCUUUCCCAUGAUGUUAGUGGGGCGCUGCUGCUGGCGAACGGGGAGAGCACUGGAAACUCUGGGGGCGGCAAUGGCCCCAGCGCAGGAGCCACCAGCGGGUCCCCGCAGGCCGGCGUCUCCGGGGACGUGGUGGGGGCCUGCUGCAACGUCCUGUCGGUGGUCUGCGGCGACCCUGUCUACAAAGUGUAUGUUGCUGCUUUAAAAACGUUGCGAGCGAUGCUGGUGUAUACUCCCUGUCACAGCAUGGCAGAAAGACUCAAGCUGCAGAGACUUCUCCGGCCAGUUGUCGACACCAUCCUGGUCAAGUGUGCUGAUGCCAACAGCCGCACGAGUCAGCUGUCCAUAUCCACGCUGCUGGAACUGUGCAAAGGCCAAGCGGGAGAGCUGGCGGUCGGCAGAGAAAUCCUGAAAGCUGGAUCCAUUGGCAUUGGUGGUGUUGAUUAUGUCUUAAAUUGUAUUCUUGGAAGCCAAAUUGAAUCAAACAACUGGCAGGAACUCCUGGGCCGCCUUUCUCUGGUAGAGAGACUGCUGCUAGAAUUUCCUGCAGAAUUUUAUCCUCACAUCGUCAGUACUGAUGUCUCACAAGCUGAGCCUGUGGAAAUCAGGUAUAAGAAGCUGCUGUCCCUGUUAGCCUUUGCAUUGCAAUCCAUUGAUAACUCCCACUCGAUGGUCGGCAAGCUGUCCCGAAGGAUCUAUCUGAGUUCUGCGAGGAUGGUUACGGCAGUGCCCCAUGUGUUUUCCAAGCUGUUAGAGAUGCUGAGCAUCUCUAGCUCAACCCACUUCACCAGGAUGCGGCGGCGGCUGAUGGCCAUUGCCGACGAGGUGGAGAUCGCCGAGGCCAUCCAGCUGGGCGCCGAAGACUCCCUGGGUGGCCAGCAGGGCGGCUUCGUGCAGGCCUCCGCCCCUAACAGCUAUCCAGCAACCACAGAGCGUACAGCCCAGCUAGAGAAAACUGGACAAGGACUGUGUGCUACAAAGUUGAGUGCCAGUGCAGAGGACGUCUGUGACAGACUGGCCAGCGUUUCAGUGGGACUUCCCGGCUCAGCAACAAUGGAACAACCAAAGCCAGUGCUUCAGACAAAAGGCAGACCCCAUAGUCAGUGUUUGAACUCUUCUCCUGCGUCUCAUCUCUCGCAGCUAGUGCUCCCAGCCUCCUCCACCCCGUCGGUCCCAGCCAGCACUGCCACAGACCUCCCCAAGCAGAGGCCGCACGGAUUCAUUCCCUGCAAAGUGCCUUCUGCGUCUCCUCAGACACAGCGCAAGUUCUCCCUGCAAUUCCAGAGAAACUGUUGUGAAAACAAAGACUCAGAUCAACUUUCCCCAAUCUUUACUCAAUCAAGACCACUGCCCUCCAGUAAUAUACACAGGCCAAAGCCAUCUCGACCCACUCCAGGUAACUCAAGCAAACAGGGAGACGCCACCACCAGCAGCAUGACACUUGAUCUGAAUGGCACUGCCAGGUGUGGGGACGGCUCUGGCAGCAGCAGCAGCAGUGCUGGGAACGCCGUUAUCCCCAGUGAGGAGACGGUGUUCACCCCAGUCGAGGAGAAGGGCAGGUUAGAUGUCAACACUGAGCUCAACUCCAGUAUUGAGGACCUUCUGGAAGCCUCGAUGCCAUCAGGCGACACGACAGUAACGUUCAAGUCAGAAGUCGCUGUCCUCUCUCCGGAAAAGGCUGAAAAUGACGACACCUACAAAGAUGAUGUAAAUCAUAAUCAGAAGUGCAAAGAAAAGAUGGAAGCCGAGGAGGAAGAAGCGUUAGCCAUCGCCAUGGCAAUGUCGGCGUCUCAGGAUGCGCUCCCCAUUGUUCCUCAGCUGCAGGUGGAGAACGGAGAGGACAUCAUCAUCAUCCAGCAGGACACACCAGAAACUCUGCCAGGACAUACCAAAGCAAAACAACCAUACAGAGAAGACACUGAGUGGCUGAAAGGCCAGCAGAUAGGCCUGGGAGCGUUUUCUUCCUGUUACCAAGCUCAAGAUGUGGGAACUGGAACGUUGAUGGCUGUCAAACAGGUGACAUAUGUCCGAAACACAUCUUCUGAGCAGGAAGAAGUGGUGGAAGCACUGCGAGAAGAGAUCCGAAUGAUGAGCCACCUGAAUCACCCGAACAUCAUCAGGAUGCUGGGCGCCACCUGCGAGAAGAGUAACUACAAUCUCUUCAUCGAGUGGAUGGCAGGGGGAUCUGUGGCUCAUUUGCUGAGUAAAUAUGGAGCGUUCAAGGAAUCAGUAGUUAUUAAUUACACUGAACAGCUACUUCGUGGCCUUUCGUAUCUCCAUGAAAACCAGAUCAUUCACAGAGAUGUCAAAGGUGCCAACUUGCUCAUUGACAGCACGGGCCAGAGGCUGAGAAUUGCAGAUUUCGGAGCUGCAGCCCGCCUGGCAUCGAAAGGCACCGGGGCGGGGGAGUUUCAGGGACAGUUGCUGGGCACGAUUGCGUUCAUGGCACCCGAGGUACUGAGAGGCCAGCAGUACGGGAGGAGCUGUGACGUCUGGAGUGUCGGCUGUGCUAUUAUAGAAAUGGCUUGCGCCAAACCACCCUGGAAUGCAGAGAAACACUCCAAUCAUCUUGCUUUGAUAUUUAAGAUCGCGAGUGCCACCACCGCCCCGGCCAUCCCUUCGCACCUGUCUCCCGGCUUGCGGGAUGUGGCUCUGCGCUGCUUAGAGCUGCAGCCUCAGGACAGACCUCCCUCGAGAGAGCUGCUGAAGCAUCCCGUCUUCCGCACCUCCUGGUAGCUGGUGACGCAGAUCCGCUAAGGUGGAGAACUUCUGUGGGGAAAUGCGCGAAUAACCGGCUGGCCUUCCCGCUCCCGGGCUGCAACGCACGAGGCCAGUGGGGAACCGUUACCUAAGUAUGUGAUUGACAAAUCAUCUGUACCUAAGCUCAAUAUGCAAAAGUCCACAACUUGUGCAGAAACUAUCAGCCGUGCCUUUCAAAGAACUGGCCCUAGGGGAAAGGAUAGCAGUGAAGUCUGCAUGACUAAGUAAUGCAAACCUAAUUUUAUUUUUUUGGAGCACUUUUUCAGCAAUAUUAGCAGCUGAGGGGCUCAGGAGCAAUUUUAGUGUUUCAAUGACUCUUCCAUUUCAUGUAGUGAUCACAAGCGGCAGGGGUUCCAUAGCUGCAUUUGCUUUGUGUCACUGGUUAUAAAAGAGCGUAUCUGUCUCCUCCAGCCCGAGUACGCUGUGAGCGGCAGUGAGCGCACGUGUCUUUAAGAGCUGGUGACUUGUUUAUGAACCACAGCUGACCUUGUUUUUAUUUUUUAAUUCCUGGGCAGUUGUGGCUCAUUGUGCAUUUUACUGUUGGCCCAUUCAUUUCGUUUUUGGAAAUUAUGGUUCUAUAGCGUCAUUUCACCUUCAGUUUUCUUUUAUAUUCAGGGAAAGGUGAUCUUUUCAAACCAGGAAAAAAAAAAGGACUAGAUGUGAACUAGGGUUUAAUAUCUUGCUACUGCGAGAAUUUUUAAAAAUCAGAUUUAAUUCUGUUUUUCCAGUUGGAAUAAAAGACUACCUACAUUGAGGCAGAUACUGUUUUUAUUGUGCAGAUUAACUAUAAAACAACAACAAAAAAAAUCAGCUGUUCUUUGGCUUGCAGCUCAAGGCCAAGGUCAAGAUUACCUUGAGUUUUGAGUUUCCAAGAUGUUUCUGGUUUCUGGUGUCAGGCUGUAGGAGCGACACACACUCCGUCUUCCUUUGUUCUUCUGGCACACGCAGCCGCUGUCGUCCUACUGUGCAUCUGACCCUAGGCCUGGUUGCUAAAUACCAAGAAAAGGGGACUGAAUUUUAACUUACUCAAUUACCAACUGAAAAAUCCUUUUAAACAGUAAUUUUGGCUUUGAACUUGGAUAAGUAUGGUUCGGAAGAAAGUGAAGUGGAGUUGUAUUUGCACAGUGACCUGCUGAUUUUAGUCUGGAUUCAGAUGCAUGGACUCCUCGAGGGGGACAGCUGUGCUCUGGCCUUUUUUGGCGAGUCUUUUAAACCAAGUACUGAUUAACUCUUAAAUACAACUUUGAGAAAUUUUAACUCUUCAGAAGCCAGUGUGAAAUAGAAUUGGUUAUUCUCAAAGACUCAGGAUAAACUAAAUAAGCUACGUAGAGUACAUUUAAAGUGUACAACACAAAUUGGAAGUAAAAUAAGUUACAAUUACAAGAUAAGUUUACAGGGAUAUGUUGCAUAUAAUUUUUAAAAGGCAGUUUGUUUUUUUAUGUGAAUGUGUUUUAGUAAAUUUUUACAUUCCUUUGUUUUGGAAGAUUGGCAAUAUUUGAAGAGUUAAAAAAAAAAAUAGUACAGAAAUGUGAAGUUUGCUAGCUGUGUGUGUGUUGUACUUGCCUCUUUCCUCUUGGACUGCUUGGGAUUCUCCCAGUUGUGCUCAGAUUGUCUCCGACUCCCGUGUGCGAGCUUUAAAGGAUGCACUCUUGCCAUUUGUGUACUGGAAGAUCACUGGUCGGACGGUGCCGCGUCUGACCCCGAUGUAAACUGUGGAAACUGAGGAACCUCAGCGAAUCAGUGUUACCUUGUACAUCAGCAACCCACCCACGUUUCAAACUCAGCCUGGCUCUCCUUGUCCAAAUCCCUUGGGUUUGAGUUUGUUUGCAGUUCCCUCAGCUUGCUGGUAAUUGUGGUGUUUUGUUGUUUUGUUUUCAAUGCAAAUGUGAUGUAAUAUUCUUAUUUUCUUUGGAUCAAAGCUGGACUGAAAAUCGUGUAAUUAUUUUUGUGUUCUUAAUGUUAUUUGGUACUCAAGUUGUAAAUAAUGUCUACUGCUGUUAAUUCCAGUUUCUACUACCUCAGGUGUCCUAUAGAUUUUUCUUCUACCAAAGUUCACUUUCACAAUGAUAUUCUAUUUGCUGUGUGACUAUGAUUCCUAAGACUUGCAGGGCUUAAGGGCUAACUUCUAUUAGCACCUUACUGUAUAAGCAAAUGUUUAAAAAAAAAAAAAAACGGAAAAAAAAAAUCUCUGGGUUAAGAAAAUUUGGCUUAAAUGUAUCCUUUGUUAUUUUAAAUAUAUCAAGAUAUUUUAAUUAAAAUUUUUACCCCCUUGAACCAAUUUUAUAGUAUUUGUACCUAUUUUGGUGUUUUGUCUUUAUAGUAAAUAAAAAUUUUUGAACAAAA
This is a messenger RNA of Ochotona curzoniae (black-lipped pika), 7652 nucleotides long. RefSeq names its product mitogen-activated protein kinase kinase kinase 1 (gene MAP3K1). Gene Ontology annotation, molecular function: zinc ion binding; protein serine/threonine kinase activity; ATP binding. Gene Ontology annotation, biological process: protein phosphorylation. The transcript is spliced from 20 exons. Gene Ontology annotation, cellular component: cytoplasm. NCBI's taxonomy places the organism in Eukaryota, Metazoa, Chordata, Mammalia, Lagomorpha, Ochotonidae. The record is from RefSeq and is a predicted model, not a curated record. Bases 1287 to 5285 code for a protein of 1332 amino acids.